CAAGUCGUUAGCUAUUCUUCGCGCUUCCCCUGAGCAGGCAACACUCAACCUCGCAAGCGAUGGCCCCCACUCCGAAGACCUCCUCCGCCCCGUCUUCAUGGGCUGCUCCACCAAAUCCGCUAAAAUCGUCGGAAUCUCCCUCGGCUCCCUGCAACGCCUCAUCGCCCUCUCCGCCGUGCCCCUCUCCGCCGUGCCGAAGAUAGUGCAGACGAUGGGCGAGUGCAUGAACCAGGGCGUGGAUAUACAGCUCAAGAUAUUGCAGACGUUACUGAGUCUGGUGACGAAUUUUGGGAGGGUGCAUGGGGAGUUGUUGGGUGAUGCCCUCCUCCUCUGUUUCAAACUCCAAGAAUCCCGCAUCGCCGUCGUCUCCUCCACCGCCGCCGCCACACUCCGUCAACUCGUCAUGUUCGUCGUCGACAAAGUCGUAGACGAAGACCGCCGCCUCUCCGAUGCCUCUUCUAUUCUCUCAGCCAACUCCACCUCCACCUCCCCCCCACAACAGGACCUGGAGCUCGUGGACACGACGCUUCCGGACGGGACGGUCAAGGCGCUGGGCCCGUCCGCGAGGGACGCGUUCGCGAUAUUCGAGGAUCUGUGUCUGUUAGCUAAUUCGGAGAGACCGAAGUUGUUGAAGUUGGAGUUUUUGCAUAAGACGUUUGCGUUGGAGUUGAUCGAGAGCGUGUUGACGAAUUAUCAUGAUUUGUUUAGGAGGCAUUCCGAGCUUCUGCUACUAUUACAGCAUCACCUUUGUCCCCUCCUCCUCAAAUCCCUCUCCGAGCGCCCGAUUUUCCCACUCACACUCCGCUCCACCCGAGUCGUCUUUCUCCUCCUCAAGCAGUUCUCGCUAGAACUCAAGACGGAGGCCGAGGUCUUCCUGAUGCUGUUGAUUCGGACCAUCGGCGGCGACGUGGACGGUUCUGGAUCGGACUCGGGGAACGGUGGAAUGGGGAGUGGUGGCAGUGCGAGGCCGGGAUGGAUGAGGGUGUUGGCGAUGGAGAUCAUGAGAGGUCUUUGCAGCCACGCCGAGUUCAUGCGCAACGUCUGGGAACGGUACGACGCCCAAUCCUCCGAGUCAGGCUCGAACUCGAAAGUCUUCACGUCGCUCAUCACGGCGCUUAAACGCCUCGUUACCGAAAGACCGUCCCUGCUCGGCGUGAGCCAUCAGAUGAUGGGUGUCGGUGGGACCCAUGGCACCGAUGCUGGUGGGAUGGGUAUGGGAGGAGGGGGCGGAGGAGCUGGAGGCGGUGGUAGGACGGGUGGAGGAGGGAGUGUGGCGGGGAUGGUGGCUACUGCGGCUAGUGCGACUGUUUCGGGGGUUGUGGGGAUGAUGGGGAGUGAGGCUGGAUUGAGUUUGCAUUCGAGUGCUAUGAAACUGCAAUGCAUCGACCAACUAGACAAAGCAGACGCUCCGCCGAUUCCAGAAUCCUACAUUUACCUCCUCGGCACCCAAUGUCUCGUCUCCCUCUGCGAAGGCCUAGCCUCCUACGCCGCCCCCCUCUACACCUCCCUAAUGAUCCAAAAACCCCGCUCAGCAGGCGACUCCCUCAUCCGCGCUCCCUCCGCUCUCGACCCCACCACCCUCCCCUCCAACACCCCCUCCGAAGCCUCCACGCGCGCAGGACUGAUAGCAGUCCGGGACAUGGUCCAAGCAGGCUGGCCCGCCUUACUCGCUGCGCUUAGUUUCCUGAUCAGCACAAAUCUGAGUGACGAGUUGUUCGUGGAUGUGUUGGCGAGCUAUCAGGCGCUGAUGAACGUCGCGGGCAUGUUGGGAUUGAAUACCCCACGAGACGCAUUCCUCACCUCGCUCUCGAAAUCAGCGAUCCCGUCCCGCGUCGUGUCGAGUCUCGAAUCAUACAUCGAGCCGCCCACGCCGCGGACCGCGUCCUCGUUCUCUGAAGGUCUCGGCGCGUUGGCUGGGACUGUCACGGGUGCGGGUGGAGGAGGAGGGGAGGGAGGAACGCCGGGGUUAUCGGAGAGGAAUAUGGCGUGUUUGAAGGUGUUAGUGCAGAGUGGGAUGUUCCUCGCCGGGAGCUGGGGAGAGAGCUGGUUCGAUGUGCUCGAGGCGUUGCAGAAUGCGGAUUAUGUCCUCACCGCGAAGGGAGCGAGACCGGUUUCGGUGGUCAUGCCUGUGAAGAGGUCAGCUUCGGGGCAUGGGGCGCAGAAGUCGGUGGCACAAUCUGGGGCGGCAGGAGGUGCGGGGUCGGCGGGGAGUCCACAGCAGGGACAGGGACAGACGGUGGCGAGACAUCCGUUGUUGAUGGAUUUGGAUGCGGAGAGCGUGCAGCUUGCGAUCCAGCGAUUGUUUGACGCGUCGAAGAAUCUCGAGGAUGCGGCGUUCCGCGAUUUCGUGAAUGCGUUGUGUAGGCUUAGUGGAGAGAUGGUGGGUAUGCAGGCAUCGCAGUCAUCAGAGUUAGGUUUGGGCGGUGGGUCAACGUCGUUCCCCGGUAGUGGGAGUAUCCCGGAGAAUGAGUCGGUGGACGAUGUGACGGUGGGUGGGGGUAGCUCGGUCAGUUUGAGCACGACGCUGUCGCAGGGCACAGGACAGGGGACGUCGAGGCCGGAGUAUGCGAGUCGGAGGAGGGUUAGUGGGAUUCAUUUGCCGAGGACCUUGCGUUCUGGAGACUUUGGGAUCAACAAGCUUGGGGGCGUCGCUGUACUCAAUAUACACAGGCUCAUCUAUCGCUCCCCGGACAUCGCCUGGGACACGAUCACCAGCCAUCUGCUCUCAGUCAUUCGUCUCUCAACAGCCCCGCAGUCCGUUCGCCUACAAGCUGCUCAUAUUCUCGAUGACAUCGUCGCCGUAGUUCCUCGAAACCUCACCACCGCCGGCGAACUGCAAGCCGCAGUCCAACGACGCAUGCUUGAUGUCCUCGCACAACAGAUCAUGCUCGAUACCUCGAAUGGCGCAGGCUCAUCUUCCACCAGCGUCGAACUUCGUCGUCUUGGGCUAGAGACGCUGCACAAGAUCUUGCAGGCUUCGGGCCACACGCUCGUAGUGGGCUGGGAGACGAUCUUCGAGAUAUUGAGCAGCGUAUGUAAGCCUGCUCAGUUGCCCGCGUCGACCUCAGGAGACGCUUUACGCUCAAUCGAGUCCUCGCCGAUGUCGAUGAGAGCGAAACCUCUUCCGCUGGGAUAUGUCAACGAGAAGGGCUACGCGACGCUGAUCAAGAUCGCUUUCCAGUCGCUGACUCUGGUCUGUGACUCUCUCUCUGUUCUCUCCCCCGAACAUCUCCGGAUGUGCAUCAGCACGCUAGGCCACUUCGGAAGACAAGCGGAUACGAAUAUCGCCCUUACCGCCGCCGAAAGUCUUUUCUGGGGCGUUUCCGACUCCAUCCAAGCAAAGAGGAAGGACGCAGAGAAGGAGCCGGAGUAUAGCGCGCUUUGGAUGUUCCUCUUGCUCGAGAUUCUUAGACUUUGUACCGAUGCUAGGCCGGAGGUCAGGAUGGGCGCUAUCCAGACUCUGUUCAGGACAUUACAGCUCUAUGGCGCCACGCUGAGUCUGGAGACAUGGGACGAGUGUAUAUGGAAAGUCACGUUCCCGUUGCUCGAUUCUCUCACGGCUGCUAUUCGCCAACAAGGUCAAGGACCUUUGUCGCCGUCACCAUCAACGCCUACAGCUGCGGAUUAUUCGUCGCUCACUGCUAUAGGACAAGACCCGGCGAUCGCGGAUGCGGCCUGGGACGAGUCGAAGGUGGUCGCAUUGCAAUCUGUCGGAUCUAUAUUCCACGAUUUCCUGGUGUCGAAGAUCAUGCGUCUCGAAUCGUUCCCAAAAGCAUGGGACGUCUUCGUCAUGCACAUCCGCGACUCUUUCCUCCUCGAUAACCGAAUCGUCACCGCUCCCGCCCUCCGAUGUCUGGAGAAAGCGCUCAAAGCGUCGGCUGCGGGCGCGGCGGAUGAAGGGCUGAAGACGCAGGUGGUGGAAGCUUGGGAGAAGGCGUGGACGGUGUGUGAUGAGAUGGGGGAGGUGGUGGUGAAGAGAGCGAGCGCGCGGGGAGAGUUGGCUGGCGUGCAUAAGCCGUUCACCCAGGAGAGUCUGGUGGCGUUCGUGGAUGUUAUAGUGGCUACGAGAGGGGUUAGCAGGACCAUCGAGGACGUGGAAUGGCCGUUGGAGAGGUUGUCGAAGUUGAUGGUCAUUUUGAAAGGUGUCUUGACGUAUCCUAAUUCUCCAGAUUAUCGACCAGAUGUGGAUGCACUCACACCCGUACAGACCGUCGUGAUGGAAGCAGUCAGCAGUAUUACCCUCACAGCGCCUGGUGUUCCUUCAUUAGUCCUACGCGACCUCUCCGAAUAUGUCACCCUACCAUUCCUCGCCGCUUUCGACGUCCCCGAUGCAUCAACAUCCUCCGGUACACUCUCAAUCACCUCAUCCCCAGCCGCCAAGAGACCUACACUGUCAUCAGCACCCAAGAAACGAAUCACCUACAUCGGCAUGUCAAAGAAAUGCAUGCCCAUGCUCGUCGAGCUCUUCCUGCGUUUCAAAGACGAACCUGCUAUCUAUGUCGAUGGGACGUUGGAGGCGAUCCUGUCUGCAUAUUCGAUCCCGAUCAAAAUGAAGUAUGAUUGUCCGGCGCCCUCGAAGUUUGGGAAGGAUCAGCCGUUGUGGAAGACUGCGACGACGAGCUUUUUGAGGAUUGUCAGGGAGAUUGCAGCGCAAAUCCGGGUAUUAGGGAGUGUUAUCUCGGAUGAGCGCGUGGAAGGAAUAUGGAGGCAGACUAUCGACGUAUUCCGCGGGGCUAUACUCGCCGAUUGUUCCGCCGCCGAAUCUUUCUCAUUCGACGAACAAGAAGCAGAGGAGAAUUUUGACCUGGCUCUUAUCGCCUCUCUGGAGAUUGACGUCGUCCCACACCUCGGUGACACACGCGUACCAGACUACCUCAUCAGCCAUCUGUCGAAGGUACUACAACAAGGCAGUCAACUACGUCACGACGAAGACGAGGAGGAGCAGAUGCUGACACCUCCCCAUUCGGCCAAGAACGAAGACUGGAGCGAUAUGGAAAAGAGCGAUCGCUUAAAUGGGGCAGUCAGGAAUGGCGGCGGCAUAUUCAGGGAGAGGUUCUCGUAUUGGUGCUUUGAUUUGCUAUUUUUGAUUUGUUCGGAUACAUCUCGAGAUCAAGAGGUUUCGAGAAAGCGAGUGGCGGCGCUAUGUUUGUCGUCUUUGCUGAACAGGUGUAGAACGACAUUGGUCAACUUCGUCGCGGAUGAGAGUCUGAGAGGCAAUUUGCCCUUCCCAAGGGUACGUGAGGAGGAACUUCUGUAUGCGCUACAGAAGAUGCAAGAACUUCGGCUGUGGCCUGGGUCACUAUGGGCUGCCCUUUCAGAUAGACCAUCGGAGUAUUCUUCCACUCAGCCCCCUAUCGACGCAACGCUGUCGCCGUCAAAGCUGAUCGCAGAUUCAGUCCAACGCUCGACGAAAGCCCAUCUGUUCCACUUCUACUCAGUCUUAUGCGAGAUCGCCUCCGUGCCUCGUAAAGUUCCGGCUGCAUGGGUUGUGCCGAGACAGUUGCUCUCGCCACCCGAUUCUCCUCCCGUUAAGGGUUCAUCAGUGGAACCAGGGACGCAUGAGAGUCGGAUAGCAGCUAAUGGGGUGAGAACGAGUGUCAGUACGAAGCCGGUCGAUGCUAGAUCGUUGGCUAGGGAGUGCUUGAAGGAGAUGGGAAGAGAGUUGGGUGUUUCGAUGUAGGCCUGAGACUACAGUUUCUGAUAGGGUUUUCGAGGAUUCAGUAUACUGUGUACUUCUGCUUUGCACGCUAUAUGCUUCGAUACGUCG
Messenger RNA from Stereum hirsutum FP-91666 SS1, 5767 nucleotides. RefSeq lists its product as uncharacterized. The record is from RefSeq and is a predicted model, not a curated record. The transcript has 14 exons. Bases 98 to 5680 code for a protein of 1860 amino acids. Lineage: Eukaryota; Fungi; Basidiomycota; Agaricomycetes; Russulales; Stereaceae.